Penaeus monodon (black tiger shrimp) is the source of this 742-nucleotide messenger RNA. RefSeq lists its product as uncharacterized. NCBI's taxonomy places the organism in Eukaryota, Metazoa, Arthropoda, Malacostraca, Decapoda, Penaeidae. The record is from RefSeq and is a predicted model, not a curated record.
AUGGAUGGACUUCCACAAUCUUGUUGGUGUGGCUCCCCCUUCAACACAAAUCACGCCAUGAUUUGUAAGACGGGAGGAUUUGUCGUCAUACGGCAUGAUGAAGUCAGGGACCUCACUGCCCAAAUGCUCAGGGAAGUCUGCCAUGACGUGAGGAUGGAACCAGAACUACUGCCGACUGGAGGAAGAAGCUUCACCCUGAGAUCGGUAAACACCUCAGAGGAUGCUCGGCUAGACAUCAGCGCCAGAGGAUUUUGGGCCCGAGGCCAGAGAGCAUUCUUCGAUGUAAGGGUCUUUAAUCCUAUGGCGCAGAGCAACAGGGACCAGGAUCUCCAUGCUGCCCACGGAAGGCAUGAAAACGACAAGAUCCGAGAAUAUGGAGAACGUGUAGAGAAGUGGAAACAAGGGACUUUCACGCCCCUUGUAUUCACGACCACAGGAGGAAUGGCACCAAGGGCAAAGGCCUUCUACGCUAUCCUGGCACAGCAACUGGCAGACAAGAAACAACAAUCAAGAAGCUGUGUCACAGCGUGGAUGAGAUGCCGCCUGUCGUUCUCUCUCCUGAGAUCUUCUAUCCUCUGCCUUCGUGGGACACGAUCAAAGCCGCCACUCUACGCCAGCGUGAGAGACACCGACUUCGAGGAGACGGUGGAAGAAAGUAGAUUAAGGGAAAAUCUAUUGUAAUAUGUAUAUAUCCUUUAGCGAAAUAAAGAUUAACAAAGAAGAAAAUAGUGGAUGAUGGCCA